AUGGGUCUCGGCGCACAGAAACGCCGCACCAAACUCUCCGCCGACCCCAACAACACCGCUUGGUCCCGCUCCACCACCUCUUACGGCCACCGCAUCCUCUCCUCCCAAGGCUGGUCCCCCGGUUCCUACCUCGGUGCUGAAGACGCCCCACACUCUGAGCACUACACCGCCGCCAAUGCGUCUCAUAUUCGAGUGUUGCUGCGAGAAGACAAUCUUGGUUUGGGAGCACAGGUUGGUGGGAACGCCGAGACGUUUGGGUUGAGUCUGUUCUCUGGGGUGCUGGGGCGAUUGAAUGGGAAGAGUGAGGUCGAGUUGGAAGAUGAGAGGGAGAGGGAGAGGGAGUGGGAGGGUAGGAGAAGGUAUGGGGCGAUGGGAUUCGUGAGUGGGGGGUGGUUAGUGGGGAGUGAGGUUGUGCCGAGUAUCAAGAAGGUGGAGGAGAGAGGGUCAGAUGGGAGAGAUGAUGGCAAGACGAAGAAGCGGAAGAUCCCGGACGAAGAGGAUGGCGCGAAUGCUGCGGUGGUGACAGCGAAGAAGCAGAAGAAGCGCAAGACCGAAGUAGAGCAGCUAGCCGCCGCAAAUGUCGAAAAGGACGCGGAGAGGGCGAAGCGAAAGGAGAAGAAGCAGAAGAGGAAGAAAGCCGACCAAAAACAGCUUGGUACGGACGAAUCCAACUCAGCGAAGAACACAACAAACGAUAAAGCCGUCCGAAAGCAAGAAAAGCGCGCCCGCAAAGAAGAGCGGCGGAAACGUAAAGAGGAACGACGGCUGCGAAAUGAAGCGAAAGCUCUGCGAAAGUCGAAAUCCGACGAAGCACCAGAAGCGUCAGAAGUUCCGCCAGAACCAUCGCCCGUACAACGACAGGCUGCUCCAGCCAGCAUGGGCAACAGACAAGCCGUACGUCAACGGUACAUCCAGCAGAAGCGCAUGGCAUCUAUGGAUCCGCGGGCAAUGCAGGAGAUUUUCAUGGUCAAGGCGGCUGGAUGA
Saxophila tyrrhenica is the source of this 984-nucleotide messenger RNA. RefSeq names its product telomerase inhibitor (gene PXR1). The transcript has 2 exons. Lineage: Eukaryota; Fungi; Ascomycota; Dothideomycetes; Mycosphaerellales; Extremaceae. Bases 1 to 984 code for a protein of 327 amino acids. The record is from RefSeq and is a predicted model, not a curated record. Gene Ontology annotation, molecular function: nucleic acid binding. Gene Ontology annotation, cellular component: nucleolus.